This is a messenger RNA of Caenorhabditis bovis, 1281 nucleotides long. NCBI's taxonomy places the organism in Eukaryota, Metazoa, Nematoda, Chromadorea, Rhabditida, Rhabditidae. The record is from the annotation of a GenBank genome assembly.
AUGGUCGUGGUCCAAUCGAUCGAAGAGUCGGCACGACUGCUUUCCAUAUUCACUGAACCAUUCUCCUCAUUUUUGCGCUCAAUUCCGAUUGAGUUCGAGGAGUUUUCACCAAGUCAGAAGAUUGACGACGCUGAGGACGACGAUCAAGAUCUAGAAGCGUGUAUCGACGCUGAUGUCUUUAAACAGCCUGAAACCCAACAGGCAUCACAUAAUCUUCAUAACGUUACCGAAAAUGCUACGCUUCAUGUAGUAGAGCAGAGCAACUUCCAAGUUAUUCGGGAAGUUGUGAAUUGCCUGCUAAAUGCCUUCGAGCCGCCGACCACGACCAUUUCCACAUGCUGUUCGUUUAUUCGAGCCCAGCAAUCUGCUAGAACUCGUUCUAUUUUGCCUGAUACUCGGCACAUUGCUACUCUAGCUCCAGUUCAGGCGACAUUUCGAGAGCCAAAAAAGAAGAAAACAAUUAAAAGGUUGGUUUUAAUCAAGAAAAUGGCGGCUGAGGUGUGCCAAGUUAAUGAACCGCAUUGUUUCAUUGCAUCGCCGUCGACCGUCGAUCGUCCUUUUAAGCUGCUCGUCCAGAAGGAGACGUUCCUCAUUGAUGCCGCCUCGAUGAGCCGAAUUUCGCCGAUCUUCAACAUCAUGUGCUUCGGCAAAGAUUUUGAGAAAAUGGAUUUGUCGCGAGAGAUUGUUGAUGAGAAGUCCGUCGACAUCAAUUGCUUUUUGCGUGCUGUUCACGACACUUCGAUCAUUAAUUCAUCCAACUUUGCCCUGGUUCUCAGACUUUCCAACAAAUAUCAAGUUGAGCCUGUGAUUGAAGCUUGCCAACAAUAUAUUAUGCGCCAACACCUUGACGUGUUGAAGCCUGAUGAGAUUCUCAACAUGCUCAUCGCUGCUUAUGAGCAUCAUUGUAAAAAAGAAGUUCUUCACAAAUUGAUUCGUCGUUUGGCGUCGGAAGGCAACAGCGUUUUCACCAAAUUGAAAAUCUCACGCUACCUUCCAGCCCAAGUCUAUGGCGCUGUGAUUUCGACGUCAAUGAACUUGAACCAAAUGAAAGAGCACGAGGCAAUGAAUGGCCACGUUCUUAAAACCGAAAGAAACAAGAUUCGUUGGCGACAAUCUGUAUGCGAUGAAUGCAAGGUCAUCCAUGAAUGCUCGAACUGUGAGGAAUGCAAGAAGGCGCUUUGCCGUGAGCAUGUCGAAAAGAAGAAGUGUGCCAACGAUUACGGUUCGCGUCUCACCGAAGAUUUAAGAAAAAAAAUUGUUGACUUCGAGUGGAACGACUAG